UUUUUAUUUCUGUCCCUGAACGAACUAUCUAUCUUACCUUGUCUGUCGCUGCCUAAACCUUCACCUGCAGCCCAGCCCAUUUUUAACAGUAGCUUGUAGCCCUUAUUGGUCUCUGGCAAGUGGAUAUCCAUGCUUGCCUGGUCUAGCUUAUCGGUAUCAACAUAUCCAGUUGGCUGUACGUUACGAGGAAGGGAGAAAUCCUCUUGAUCGGAAGCGAAAUCUAGAUCUUGUGCGUAGGAGUCUUCCAUCGUUCGGUGAUGCUAUACAACAGAAUAAAAGCAGGUACAAGGGUAGUAUGGGAACUCGAGGUAGUUGGCUCUUGAGAUGGUGGCCAAGCUAAAAGUGAUUUCUCACCUUUCCUAAAGUUGAAUCCAUGACAGCAGAAUAAAAAAGUGGGAUGGAUUACGGAAAAGUUCAAAAUAGCCUCUUCUGCAACCCACCGUGACUUUCCUAGUCCUCAUGUUGAGUCGUGGUGCAUGGACUUUAUGCAGACAAGUGCAUACAAAUGUGAAGCAAAAUGCCUUUUCAAACAAAAUUGCGCUUGUUACAGGAGCUAGUCGUGGCAUAGGCUUAGCCAUUGCCGAAUCUUUUGCCCAACGAGGAGCCAAGGUCAUCUUGGUGAGCCAGCAGCCGGAGCGAGCCAAAGCAGUAGAGGCAAGAUUUUUAUCCAGUUUUGGAACGGGCCAUCAAUCCAUUGCACUAGAUAUAUCCGAUCGAAGUUCAGUUGCUGAAGCAUUCAAGAAUCAGCUCAAAGGUGUUUCUAUUGACUACCUGGUCAAUGCAGCUGGUGUUUCGCGCGAUGGGCUUCUCGUACAACUGAAAGAUCAAGAUAUCCUAGAUACAAUCAAUACUAAUCUAAUUGGUACCAUGUCAGUCUCACAAUAUGCAGCGAAAACCAUGAUGAGAAAGCGGUCAGGGUGUAUUAUCAAUAUCACUAGCGCUGUAGGGAUUCAAGGAAAUGCUGGCCAAUCUGUCUACAGCGCUUCCAAAGCUGGAGUCAUAGGGUUCACUAAAGCCUUGGCGAAAGAACUUGGGCCUGUCAAUGUGCGGGUAAAUUGUAUAGCCCCUGGAUUCAUUGAGACAGAUAUGACCAAUGCUAUUCCGGACGGCAAAAAGGAAGAGCUUUUGAAAAGUAAAAUAUCAUUAAAGAGAUUUGGCAGCACUCAAGAUGUUGCGGACGCUGCUAUGUUUAUAGCCCAAGCAGAUUACAUGCAUGGUCAAACUUUAGUGAUUGAUGGAGGCUUGAAUCUGUAAUUUACCUUUCUUCCUUCCAUUCCAAUUUGCAAUUAAAAUCAAUUUAGUUCACCCUUUCGUCUUUCAAACUGUCUUCAUACCACCGCA
This is a messenger RNA of Umbelopsis ramanniana AG, 1341 nucleotides long. RefSeq lists its product as uncharacterized. Gene Ontology annotation, molecular function: quinone binding; oxidoreductase activity, acting on the CH-OH group of donors, NAD or NADP as acceptor. Gene Ontology annotation, biological process: fatty acid biosynthetic process. The transcript is spliced from 6 exons. The record is from RefSeq and is a predicted model, not a curated record. NCBI's taxonomy places the organism in Eukaryota, Fungi, Mucoromycota, Umbelopsidomycetes, Umbelopsidales, Umbelopsidaceae. Bases 460 to 1254 code for a protein of 264 amino acids.